UCUAUUAUAUUAUACACCAAAUCAAAUUUAACCAACCAUAUUUUAGGCUGUUUUCUUUGUUUUUCAACGGUCUCAAAAGGGUAAAUAAAAGUUCAAAUUAAAAAGAAUCAAACUCUUCAUCUUGGUUCUUUUGAAUUCCAACACCUUUGCAAAAAAAAUUCUUCAAAUCAUCUACCUCAUCAAAAGAACUUUCUUGUAGCAUCAAACAUACAUUAAGAUAUACCUUUUGAAAGUAAGAAAAAAUAUAUAUAAUGAGUUUCCGAAACCGAGAAACUUCUCCGAAGGAUUCAGGUUCUCCGAUAGGAGAGAGGGAGAUCGACACAAGGGCGCCAUUUCAAUCUGUCAAAGCUGCUGUUAGCUUGUUUGGUGAAGUUUGUGUCAACAAGGACAAACGUAAUUCUAUCAAAAGAAAGUCUUCAGAGAAUGUAUUAGAAAAGGAAACUCAGCUUAUGCUGGCUCAAAGAGAAUUGAACAAGAUAAAGAAACAGCUCGAAAGCGCUGAGAAUACGAAAACCAAAGCGCUUUCCGAGCUCGAUAAGGCCAAUGUGACACUUCAAGAAUUGACAAAGAAGCUCAACAGUGUGAGAGAAUCAAAACAAUCCGCAAUUGAAGAAAGCGAGGUUGUAAGGAAUCAGGCCAAGGAACUCGAAAAGGCGUUAUCGCAAAAAGCGAUAGGAUACGAAGCUUGGAAACAAGAACUAGAUCAUGCAAGAAAAGAGUACACUACAACUGUCAAAGAACUUGAUGCUUCCAAGCAAGAACUCAACAAGAUCAGACAAGAUUUUGAUGCCGCCUUGGAGGCGAAGUUGGCCGCGUUUCAGACAGCAGGUGAAGCGCAGCGUUCGGCGAAAUUGAACUCGGAGAAGAUCAAUGAACUGUCAAAGGAAAUUGCAACCAUGAAAGCAUCAACUGAGCAGUUCAAGCUAGCAACAGUGCAAGCACAGGAAGAACAGGUAAAAGUGAUUGGGGAGAAAGAAGAGAAGUUAAAGUCUUACAAAGCUUCGAAGGAAGAAAUCGAAAAGAAACUGAUGGAAAUAAAGAAUGAGUACGAUCCUGACGAAAUGCAUAGCCUCGAGGCGAAACUCGUGGAGACGAGCGAUGAGAUUCAAGUUCUUCAAGAGAAAAUGAAAGAGUUUCAUGAUUCUGAGAUGGAUUCUGUUGAGGUAAUAACUUUGGAAAUCAAAGAAGCUACAAAGACAUUGCAGGAAAUUUCUGAUGAAGAAUCUUCACUGAGAAACAUAGUGGAUUCCCUCAAGACAGAAUUAGAACAAGUGAAGAAAGAACAAGAUGAAGUUAAGGAGAAAGAACAGGCAUCAGAAGCACUUGCCGCGAACCUAACCGGUUCACUACAAAGUAGCAAAGAAGAAGAAGAUUCUCUUGAGAGCGAUGGAUCGACCGAGCGACAUUGUCACGAGACGGAAUUGAAAAUCAAGCAGUUAUCGUUCGAGACGGAGAAUGCAAGAAAAGAAGAAGAAGAGAUGAGGAUAAAAACUCAGGAACUGACACAAGAGAUUGAGAAAUCCAAAGCUUUGUCUAAGGAAAUAGAAGGGAAGCUAGAGCUUUUAGUGAAACAGGCUGAAGAAGCAAAAGCAGAAGAGAAAAGAGCUGUUGAGGAAAUGAAGCUGUUAUCUGACUCACAAAGUAGAGUCUCGGUUUCGGAUUUGAGUGGUAAGAUCAUAUUGACAGUUGAGGAAUUUGCUGCGUUGAGCGGCAAGAUUAAGGAAUCAGAGGAUUUGAUUGAGAGGACGGAAACAACUGCAAUGGCUCAGGUUGAAGCGAUCCACACGAGAAGAAGCGAAGUUGAGAAAAAAGUCGAAGCUAAUCUUAAAGCAAUUGAAGAAAUAAAAGCAGCAACAGAUUUGGCUUUGAGGAAUGCAGAGAUGGCGGAUUCAGCAAAACUUGCGGUUGAAGGCGAAUUAAAGAAAAAGCGAAAUGAAGAACAAAAAGGGAUAUCUGAUUCGGAUCAUUCGAGACCGAUCUCACUGCCGAGCUAGAACUUAAAGCAUUUCAAGCUCAUAAUAGAUAAAGUGUAUCCUUCGCAAAAGAGCAUUGGUUGUAGCAUUGGAUUUCUUGUCAUUCUAUGGGAAAUGGUAGGUUGCUUGCAAUACAAGAAACACUUUUUGUCACCAACUCUACCAGUUCAAGUUGAAGAUUUUUCAAUGUUUCCAUCAUCCAGAAGAUAUUGUGCAAAAUGUCUAGGCUCAAGUUGUCAACGGUUUCUGAGACCUUAAGCAGACAAGUUAUUCCACAGUCCAAAGAAGAAAUAUAGAUGUUGUUCUAUGUAUAGAUUUAAACUUUUCAAUACUAAACACAAAAAAUCUACUUGUAUUAUACUAUUAAGAGAACAUUAUUAAGUGAAUUACAUGUUUGAUCUACUCUGUAAAUAAAAUAAUGAAUACUAAAAGAUUUUCUAGCAUGUUCCUAUUUCUAUGAAA
Molecule: messenger RNA, 2435 nt
Organism: Vicia villosa (hairy vetch)
Lineage: Eukaryota; Viridiplantae; Streptophyta; Magnoliopsida; Fabales; Fabaceae
Product: WEB family protein At1g12150-like
Exons: 3
Coding region: 252-1994 (580 amino acids)
Source: RefSeq, a predicted model, not a curated record